GAAGCUACAAGAAUUAAUAUCCAAUUAAAAACUGGUUGACUUGACCCUAAAAUCCCUCCAUUCCCACCGUGUAACAAAUAGGAAAUGGCCUCAUAACCUUCCAUGAAAUGCCCCAAACUUCAUCACUGAGUUCACCAAAAAGCAGAGAAGAAACAGAACAAACCAGCUCUGUUUAGCUCAGCCAGAGAAACAAUGGUUCGAGGCAUUAUCAGCCCCCCAAGAUCCCGAUCUUCCCCCAGAGAAAGCAGACCAUUCAACAACAAUGGAGCCACCAAUCCACCGUCCAAACCCAAUUACAUGUCCCCACGCCGCCGCCCGACGACACCCAUCAACCCCAACGAGCUGCGAACCCAUAGAAAAGAACCCCAACCCACCGUCGUGAAACGCCCAACCAAACCCACCGAUAGAUCUUCAAACCCUCCACGCAUCGACCCAUCAAGACCCAAUUCAAAGCUUGUCCCCUCAAGGCCAGCAGCCCCAAGCCCAAAUGAGAAGAAAUUAGACACCAAAACUAAAACCACCACUAGAUUCUCUUCCCCUCGCCCAACCAAACCAAUAACUCCACCGCCGUCGAAGAGCAAUGUAAAAGGAGCAACUGGGUCUGGUUCAAGAUCCGAUUUUUCUCGUGCCAAACCAAGCGAUUCUCAUAAGGGUUCUCCCAAAAACUUGCGGAGCGGUCGGUUGAGUGAUCAGCAAGAUGAACAAAUUGUUCGUAGUUAUUCGGAUGGAUCUUAUGGUGCUCAUACUCUUAGUGACCCGAUGUUCAUAAGUUACAUCAGCUUUCUCUUGAUGAUAAGGAUCUUGCAAACAUCGUUCUUCAUGCAAAUUUGGUAUACGAAUCACUCGCCUCAGAAACAAAGGAAGAAGAAUGUUCUUCCCAAGGCAAUAAUGGUUCAAGAAUGUUUCAAAUUUACAAGGAAAUUGCAUGCCAUCGUCAAGGAAACUCAUCCAUUACAUCUUACAUUACAAAGCUGAAGGCUUUAUGGGAUGAACUCGAGGCCUACAUUGACAUACCCAAAUGUUCUUGCGGUUCAACACAGAAACAGAGUGAGCAAAUUGAAAGGGAAAAAGUCAUGCAAUUUCUUAUAGGAUUAAACGAUUCUUAUUCCACCAUUUGUGCUCAAAUUCUUCAUAUGAAGCCAUUUCCAACGGUGGAGAAAGCUUGUUGUGCAAUACUUCGUGAAGAAAAACGCAGGGAAUUGGUGUUGUCAUUGGAGAUUGUUGCGGCCAAAGUGAUCCAAAACAAUUGGCUUCUUCAGAAUGGUCAUUCGAUCAAUGGUGAUAAUGAAGAAGUUGAUCAUAUGAAUCUUCAGGACCUGAAAGCUGAUCAAAAUGAAGUUAUGAGUACUCCCAUUGAGCCAUUGCUCAUAGACCUUGGCUCUCCUGUUCGAUGUUGAAUGUUUUCAGCUCAAGAAAGCUUAUCUCCAUGUCUGGUGAGUAGCAGCUUGUACUCAUUUAUUAAAUGCAAUAGAUAUCGUUGAAUAAAUGCAAAUAACCCAUAUCA
Cucurbita maxima (winter squash) is the source of this 1504-nucleotide messenger RNA. RefSeq names its product sporozoite surface protein 2-like. The transcript has 2 exons. Bases 193 to 975 code for a protein of 260 amino acids. The record is from RefSeq and is a predicted model, not a curated record. NCBI's taxonomy places the organism in Eukaryota, Viridiplantae, Streptophyta, Magnoliopsida, Cucurbitales, Cucurbitaceae.